AUUGAUUUAAUGACAUAUCAUUCUAUAGCUAUGAAGAAGCCGACUUCAUUAUGACCACUACUAACCGAGCUGUGCCGUUACUCUCAUGACAAGCCUAUCAUCGUAAGCUAUAUGCUAAAGCAGGAAAAUCCAAGCUUGGAAUUGGCUAGUUCCGCAACACUAGCGCAGAUGCCAAGGAGGUCUCGUAUGCCACGCCAUGUAGCCUACAACCCUCGAUCAGAUCUCAGCCAUAAGUCCCUCAUUGAUACUUUGAACCAAGUAGACUCCCCUUAACUACUGAUCCACGGUUCAAAGUUGAGCUCUUCCAAACUUAGUUUAAUACAAGCUUAACCAGGACGUUCGCCAAACAUCUGCCUUCACACUUGGUAUACUGAUCCAAGGGCCCUCAUGCAUGCUGCGAGGCACGGCACUGUACAGAUCUUUCUCUGACUCCGCCAUGAAAAUAGCGAAAAACUAUAAUAUCGCGGAACGUUUUGGCACAUUUACAUGCCAGUCGACCGAUACCGGAUCAAACGUCAGAGUUUCUCCGCUAUUGUACAUCAAUGAGUCAAACAUGCAAGAGCCUUGGGUUCUCUAAUUUGCUUACAGGCUGCCUUUGUACACUGCAUAAACUCUUCGUGGCGGGAAAUUAGCAAAAGGUAUAUAGUCCCGAAAAGUCACCAGAAACCUCCGUAAACAAACUGGCCACUUCCCGUAGCUCCUGCACUCACGAAAUACACGUGCUAAUUCUU
Messenger RNA from Babjeviella inositovora NRRL Y-12698, 731 nucleotides. RefSeq lists its product as uncharacterized. The transcript has a single exon. Bases 112 to 273 code for a protein of 53 amino acids. The record is from RefSeq and is a predicted model, not a curated record. NCBI's taxonomy places the organism in Eukaryota, Fungi, Ascomycota, Pichiomycetes, Serinales.